GACCGGCGGCCGGGGCGAGAGCGCGCCCAGCCCGCCGAGAUGCCCGCGCGCGCCGGACGCCUCCUCCCGCCGCGGCCUCGGGCCCUGGCCCCUGCCAUGCCGCCGCCGCCGCCGCUGCUGUUGCUGCUGCUGCUGCUGCUGCUGGACGCCGGCGGCGGGCGGGGGGGCGCCCGGGCCCAGGAGCCGGGGGCGGCGGCGGCGGCGGACGGGACCCCCGCGGCCGGAGGUGGGGACGGGCAGGACCCGCACGCCAAGCACCUGUACACGGCCGACAUGUUCGCGCACGGCAUCCAGAGCGCCGCGCACUUCGUCAUGUUCUUCGCGCCCUGGUGUGGACACUGCCAGCGGCUGCAGCCAACCUGGAACGACCUGGGAGACAAGUAUAACAGCAUGGAGGAUGCCAAGGUGUACGUGGCCAAGGUGGACUGCACGGCUGACUCGGAGGUGUGCUCCGCCCAGGGCGUGCGCGGGUACCCCACCUUGAAGUUCUUCAAGCCUGGCCAAGAAGCUGUGAAGUACCAGGGUCCCCGGGAUUUCCAGGCCCUGGAGAAAUGGAUGCUGCAGACACUGAGCGAGGAGCCCCCCACUCCAGAGCCCGCGGUGGAGCCGCCCCGCACCCCCGAGCUCAAGCAGGGACUGUAUGAGCUCUCAGCCGGCAACUUCGAGCUGCACGUGGCUCAAGGAGACCACUUCAUCAAGUUCUUUGCCCCGUGGUGUGGUCACUGCAAAGCUCUGGCUCCGACCUGGGAGCAGCUGGCUCUGGGCCUUGAACAUUCCGAAACUGUCAAGAUUGGCAAGGUGGACUGCACGCAGCACUAUGAACUCUGCUCAGGAAACCAGGUCCGAGGUUAUCCUACGCUCCUCUGGUUCCGAGACGGCAAAAAGGUAGACCAGUACAAGGGCAAGCGGGACCUGGACUCGCUGAGGGAAUACGUGGAGGCACAGCUGCAGAGCGCAGGGCAUGCCGCCCCGGAGCCCGCCCAGCCCUCGGAGGCCCCAGCACUGGCCGCCGAGCCCGCGGCCGACCAGGGCACCGUGUUGGCGCUGACAGAAAGGAACUUCGAGGACGCCGUCGCGGAAGGCGUAACCUUCGUCAAGUUUUACGCGCCAUGGUGCGGGCACUGCAAGGACCUGGCCCCGACCUGGGAGGACCUCUCCAAGAAGGAAUUCCCCGGCUUGGCGGAGGUCACCAUCGCCGAGGUGGACUGCACUGCCGAACGGAACCUCUGCAGCAAGUACUCGGUACGAGGCUAUCCCACACUGCUGCUGUUCCGUGGAGGAGAAAAGGUCGGCGAGCACAGCGGGAGCCGCGACCUGGAUUCCUUGCACCGCUUCGUCCUGCGUCAGGCGAAGGACGAGCUGUGAGCCCGGCGGGGCGCUGUCCCUCGGCCGCUCCCUGCUUCCCCGCAGUGGUGACUCAGAGAUCCGAAUGUACUAAACUCGUGCUGUCUUCUCUGUGUGUGUUUUUAAACCAACACACCCUACAGAUUCUUAAGUUUCUCUAAGUAAAUGUGUAACUCACGAUCCAUUUGCAAACUAAAUAUUUUCGGUGGCGACCUACCAUCCAUUCCCCCCUUUAACCUGCUCUUGGUGAAAUCGAAAUGGUUUGAGACUAAAAUAGUCGAGGAAAACCCAACUGCCAGACUACUUUUGGCUCCCAAGUGAUUCUGGUGACAGCAUCAUCCAAAGCGUUUUCAAAGGGCCCACGAGUCCUAGCAAGGCGGCCUUGCCGUGUGGCCCUGUUGAGUUGCUUUGAUCACAUGACUUGUUCAUACGUGGCUGGUCCAUAGCUUGGAGCAGAUUUAACACACAAAUCCCCGACGCCUGUGGAAGAGCCACUUUUCCAGCCCCUCCUGGACCUCCCGUCUCUGCGGGUGCCUCUCACGGAGGGUGGCGCCCAACACGUGCCUGAGUAAGGUGGUGCCGCUGCCAUAGCCUUGUGUGGGUGUUGGCACUUGACCGAUUGCUUGUUACUGUUCAAGGAAUACUUCUGUCUCUCCUGCAAGAUUUGAUUAGGGAGUGUGAAGCCAGAGUCCCUGUGAACGUCAGGAUUUGAUGUCUCUCGUGGAAACUGUGGACGUAGGAAGUGCCACAUGGCUCGUCGUGACCCUUCUAAGAACUCCUAGGAAGGUUCUGAAUGUCUCUGCCUCCCAGGAGGGGGCAGGAGGACUGCAGGAACUCUCCCAGGUCCGGUGUCAGGGACCUGGGACACCCCGCGGCCCCGCAGCUGAGCCCAGACUGGAAGCAGCAGCAGGUGGCGGCGCAUGCCCUGUUUGGUCUGCCUCCGGGAGGCCGCCCAUCUCCUGUGUGCAGAGGGGAUCGACUCAGCCUCCAGACCAAGGCAGGCAGGGUUGCAGUCGGCCACGUCCCUGGUGUCCUGAUUCACACCAUCCUGGGUUAUGAAGCCUUUAUACCGACGCCCUUGGAAAUCAGCUGCCGUAGGCCUAGGCUCCCUCAAGGUCGGUAACCUGUACGUCCUUCAGCAUCAGUCAAUCCUCGUGGUAACACCCUUCGCCCCACCGCCCUUGCUCAGGCGACGUGGCCGCUUAGAAACAAGACCCCGUCCACUGUCUGCGGCAGA
Capra hircus (goat) is the source of this 2581-nucleotide messenger RNA. It is a transcript of the gene TXNDC5, whose product is annotated as thioredoxin domain containing 5. Gene Ontology annotation, cellular component: endoplasmic reticulum. NCBI's taxonomy places the organism in Eukaryota, Metazoa, Chordata, Mammalia, Artiodactyla, Bovidae. Gene Ontology annotation, molecular function: protein disulfide isomerase activity. Gene Ontology annotation, biological process: protein folding. The coding region runs from base 40 to 1365 and encodes 441 amino acids. The transcript is spliced from 10 exons. The record is from RefSeq and is a predicted model, not a curated record.